Molecule: messenger RNA, 1421 nt
Organism: Cucurbita moschata (crookneck pumpkin)
Lineage: Eukaryota; Viridiplantae; Streptophyta; Magnoliopsida; Cucurbitales; Cucurbitaceae
Product: GDSL esterase/lipase At1g71250-like
Exons: 4
Coding region: 57-1190 (377 amino acids)
Molecular function (GO): hydrolase activity, acting on ester bonds
Source: RefSeq, a predicted model, not a curated record
GACGAAAGCUCGAAGAAUCUUUGCUCAAAUAAUCUGAUUUCAGGCUUGGAGUAUGCAUGCAUGUAAUUACAAAGAAACUCGAUCUCGGGUUCGAUCAUAUGACUUUAGGUGUGGCCAUGGAGCUCAUCAGAAGCGCAGCCCUAUUCAAGUCUUUGUUCUUCACUGCUUAUGUGACAUUGAUUGGUCUGUUGGGGCUAAGUCUUGCAGCUCAGGGAUCCAGCAUUACAGCCAUGUACUUGUUGGGAGAUUCUUCUGUGGAUUGCGGCUUAAACGCUCUGUUUUACCCUCUUCUUCAUCGCAAUUUCUCCAUCAUUCCUUGCGACUCCGAUGGCACCACCCUUCUUCCUCAUCUUCUUGCUGAGGAGAUGGGCGUUCCUCACUCCCAACCUUGGUACAAUCAGAAUGGUUCCAUUGAGGCGAUCCUAAAUGGCCUCAGCUUUGGGUCGCCACAGGCAACGAUCGUGAGCGGCGGCCAAAGCCAUCAAUCUCUCAACCAACAGCUACGCCAAGUACUCGACACCCUGCAGCUCUUGCGCCUACAACUCGGACUAGACACUGCUCGCCAUUUCAUCCAAUCUUCCCUCUUCUACUUCUCAUUUGGCGAGGUCGAUUUUAUUCUCGACUCAUCCAGAGGCAAAAACAACUUGAAAUUUCCUCAGCUGCUGGCCUCACAAAUGUCGGUCGCUAUACGAAAUCUCCACGAAGCAGGGGCGAAGAAGAUCGUAUGCAUGGGAAUACUGCCAUUGGGAUGUACUCCUCGAGUUCUAUCUCAAUGGCGUGAUUCCCCUGCGGCCGUAUAUGACGAGAAAGGAUGUGUGAAAGAGAUGAAUGAGUUGGUUGUGAAUUACAAUGAACUGAUGGAGAAGCAGAUCGUGAUGCUGAACGAACAGCUUGGUGAUGCUCGAAUGGUUUUCUGCGACGCGUACAAAGGAAUGAUGGAGAUUAUUGGCAACCCGAGGCGAUACGGAUUUGAGGAGUCGAGGAGUGCGUGUUGUGGACUUGGAUCAUACAAUGCGAGCAUAGGAUGUGUGGCGAAGGAGAUUGCGUGCGGCCGAGUCCGGAGGCAUGUGUGGUGGGAUCUGUACAAUCCGACGGGGGCUGUGAAUUCGUUGCUUGCGAAUUCUGCUUGGCGCGAUCAGCCAUUCUCCAGCUUCUGCCGUCCGUCCACCAUUGGAGACUUGGUGAAAUGACUGCAGAUUCAGAUUCAAUUUUCCAUGUAAUUUAACUCGAAUAAACUUCAAUUUCACUCGUAUGAACAGAGCAAAAACAGGUAGCACGCUCAUCUCAUCCAUCGCUAUGUCAUUGGUAUGAAAAUCAUGUUCCCUUCAAAUCUCGCCCUGACUUCAGAAAAACAUUGAUAUUGCACAGUUCAUACCCCUGCUACGCCGCUACGUGCUCGAUUCCUUCCACCGCUCUCGAUU